AUGGCAACACCGGUGUUCGUGCGGUACGACAACAGCUGGGGCGAGAUCGUGGACGUCGAGGAGUUCGAGGUGGCGAGGGCCAUCCUCGCGGGCGACACGCAGCGGCUCAGCCAGCCGAUAGAGUCGAAGUACCUCUUCGAGCUUUGCAUCGCCUUCGGCCAUCAGAGCACGGCGGCCGCUCUGCUGAACCAUGGGGUCCCCGGCUGCAGGGUGGAGGUUUGGCACCUGAGGCCGUUCGCUGGCAAAAUUUCAGCUGCAAGAUGCUGCGGAAGCACGUGGGAGACCUGCGACUUCUGCUGUUGGGGCUCGGAAAUGGAAGAUGGCGUGUGGAUGACAGACUGGAACGCCAAGCUCACGGAUGCGGUCGCGUCGGCCGGGCGGCCCGUGGCCAGCGCAGUGCUCGGUGCCUUGCGCUCGGGUGCGGACUUCCGCAGCCUCGACGUCUCGGAGGCGGCCAUGGCGCGGCUGCUGGACUUGGCCGUCCUCACGGGGGACGCGGACUUGGCGCAGCAGUGCACGCAGCGCUGCGCGCGGAGGCCCCUGAGGCGGUGCUGCUCCGAGGACCUCUUUACAGGCAGAAUUGGGGGGUCCAUAUCUGCCGUGGCGCCAGAUGCCAUGGCGGCCGCCAUCCUUUCGGGCGUGACCUUGCAGGGGCUCAGCUUGAAACAUGGCUAUUCUGUUCCUGGUGCUGGAUUGGUUUUGGUUUCCAUUCCUUUGCGAGAAGCCAUUGCUUUGUGUGGCGACCUGCAGCUCUGGCAGCGCUUAACGGCCUCGCUGGCCAAUCUGACGCUCUCCGAGUAUGAGUUUACCCUUUAUCCGACUUCCGUGGUGGGUCUUGCCUGUCAUGCAUGCGGCGAAAGUGUAGAAAGGCCUGCAGCUGUAGGAACGUCUCCAUAUGUUCGGCCUCGCCUUCUGGACAUGGCUGUCUACUAUGGACAGUCGGCGUGCGCAGAGCUGCUGGCAUCCUGCGCGGCCACCUCUGCCACGGAGUGGACGCGCAAAGCAUGCUUGCCAGACAAACAGUGUGAUUGCUGCGGAGAAGUUGCUGUGGGGGAAGCUUUGUUUGCAGUCGACGCCUCGUCUCUGGGUGAGCGCCGCGUUGCAGCCGGGGCCGCUCUGCGCGCAGCUCUCACCCGAGCCCAGCAGCUGGCCAUGCUUGCCUGGGGCCGUGGGAAGAAAUUGCCGAAGGCCUUGGUGAACAUCGUCCUCUCCUUCGCUGCUGAAAGGACCCAGAUUGCUUGCGUGCUGGACGGGCUCGAGGAGGAGCUCUUGCAGGCGGCAAGCUUGGUCCAAGAGCAUAAGCAUGAGAAGCCCGCUGAAGCGGCACAGGCACCAGAGACAGCUGAAGCAAGGGCAGCCCUCGAAGUCCAGACGGAACGCGAGGAUGCAGAGCAUGCAAAGUCCACUGACGACUUGCUGACGGCGGUGCGCAACAGUAGAGACGAAAGUGUGCCGUUGAGCUCCGAUGGCGUGAUCUGCUUCCGGCUGACGCGGAAGGCCAACGCUCCCCACGUCAACGAGCUACUCUUCGACGCGACUGGGCCCUUAGCCGAGCUGCACCGGCGCGUGUUGGAUGCCGGCUGCGAGGUGGUCCCUGAGUGGUCGCCCGUGAAGGCCCUCUUCGUGCCACUGACGCAGGCGCAGCUGCUGGAGCUGAUUGAUGAUGGCAAUCCGAGAUCUCUGGAGCUGGGUAAGGAGCACAUCUUGGCCUUGCAGAGCGAUGGCACCGUGUUGGACCGAGCUAUCCGCAGCCUGAGCAAGAAGUACCGUCCGCGCCUCCGGCCCACAGUUCGCACAGAGGGCGAGGAGGAGGAGGAUGAGGAUGAGGCCGUGAUCCAGGUGGAGGGUGGUCUGCGCACGGACUCCAGCGUGGGUUUCCCGACCUAUGAGGCUUGA
Symbiodinium pilosum is the source of this 1896-nucleotide messenger RNA. The record is from the annotation of a GenBank genome assembly. Lineage: Eukaryota; Dinophyceae; Suessiales; Symbiodiniaceae.